UACUGUGCGGGUGGUGGUAGAGGGUGUUUUGCCAAUAAUUGAUCGAUCACAGUCCAGUGGCAGGCGGUUGAUACGCAGCAAAUCAUUAGCGAGUGACUAUUGUGGUGGUUCGAUUAAACCCUUUACAAAAAAAAGGUCGAAUUUCCUACAGGGACGAUAAAUGAAUGGAAUGCGAACAUUGAAAUCGAUUACGGGACGUUCCAUUUCAUUCCACUAGAGACCGUUUCUCAGCAUCAGCAUCACUCGGAUUGCAUUAGCAUAAGCAUAAACAACAGUGGGAUUGUUUAUUUUACGGUGCUUUCUCUAACCUCGAUCGUUUGUGCUUUGCUUUGCACUACUUUGUUGCAACAGAGGACAAUCUAGAACGCGUUUUGUCUUGAAUCACGCGCGUGUCUUUUCCUCAGUAAGCCGCGAACGCUUCAAUCAGUCAGCACAGUGCUCAGUGAUCACACAGAAUGUACGCUCUUCGCGUUUGAAUCACGCCUUCUUCGAUCUGUUUCAAUAGUUUAAUCGGCACCUUGCGAUUGGAUUCUACUUCGUGUAAGCACGACGGACAACUGAUGGCGCCUUGCUUCGAAGACACGUACACUGAGAAGCGCUUGAAGACGAGUUUGCAGCCUACUAGAUACGAGCGGUGUUUAGAUUACUGUUGGCAAACGGAAGUGGCAACUAAGCGCUGCUGCUUGUAAAUUACGCUCCGAAGAUGGAUAUCGAACGGUUGAAGUGCAAACGCUGUGGCAAGUUUCCGGAUGGCGAGGUGGUCCAAUGCACGGCAAAGGAGCACAUCGUGUGCGUGUCCUGCAUGGUAUCGGAGAAAACGUCCCUCUGUGUGUGUGGUGCAAAGCUGAGCGAGAAAAGGCAACGGAACCCAAUUGAGCAGCUACUGCAGCACGCCAAGACCAGCUGCCGGUAUGAGGGAAGUGGUUGCACCUGGCAGUUUACGGCCACCGAGAUGGACAGCCAUGUGCAGGAGUGUAAGUUUCGUCCCUACCGAUGCAUCACCUCAACGCUGAACGUACUGAAAUGCGACUGGAUUGGACUGCAGCACGAAAUCGAGAAACAUCUGCUCGAGGAGCACAAGGAGCUGGGACCGGUGUUCCGGUUCCGUGAAUCGUCCUCGCUCGUCUUCUGCGACAACAUCUCGAUCGGUGGACUGAAGCUGGUGGACGCGUUCAGCAAGCACUUUCUGUUUUACUUCUUCUCCGACGUUGAUCGUGGCACGAUCAGCUUUCUGAUGAUCUACUUUGGGCGUCACGAGGAAUCGGAUCAAUACUGCUAUGAGCUCGAGAUACGCUCUCUACCGAUCGCCCCACCGCCGGCUGCAGCGGCGGCGGAACAAUCGACCACACCGACGAAAGACGCACCAUCUGGUGCCGCAGCUGAGGAACGGCCGGCGCUGGUUAGAAGCAUCAAGUUUGUCGAACGAUGCUACUCGGACUCCGAGAAUCUAACCGAAGUGAUCGAAGAUGAACGGUGUAUCGCCUUGUCCCAUCAGCAGGUCCGCAACUAUCUCCACAAAGGGAAACUCUAUUUCACCUUUAAGGUUCGCAAAGUUUCCGACCCAGGCCGGGAGCGUAAUAACUCGGAAUCUGCUGCAGCCAUCGCAGAUACUCAAGGGGCAGCGGCGGGAGGUGCUACCGGUACAAAACCCAAACCCAAACCACCACCGUUUGUGUUUGCGAACAAGGGUAAAGCCGCUACGAACACGAAACGAUCCGGUGGUCCCGCAGUGGCCUCUUCAUCUUCGUCCUCUUCCUCGAAGAGUGGCAGUGGUGGCGGUGGCGGUGGCCUAUCGCGACAGAACUCGAGCAGCCCGAACGGUAAUACCUUACCAUCGCCGAGUCCUUCCGUAUCGCGUCCUCCAUCAUACGCCUCGACGGUUAAUGUUGGUUCGCAAGGACAACAACUGACCACCCCGAUACCAUCGUCAUCGAGAAACAGUGGCUGCAGUUCCUACUCCUCCAUCAACAAGGUGGUCGUGGUGGGAUUGCAUUCACCGUUUGAGAUACCGGAACAUUGUCCCCUGAUGACACCAUCGAUCAACAAGCACGAUGUGCCGCCGACUUGGAUGGCAAGCGAACGAACAAAGACUACGACCUCCACGUAUCAGAUCACACAGCUCCAUCGCUCGUACAGUCUCAAUCAGGAAGUUUACCACGAUCCGGCCGUCAAAGCCUGCACCCGGAACCUGGUAUCACGGGUGGCGGAAAACACCCCGAACCAUGUCAUCCAACCGUACAAGGUGAAAGAUGAUCGCUACUUGUUACGCUAUCCUACUAACUGUUUGUCCAAACCACAACAAAAGCGAUAACUCCAGCGACUGUACUCGAUAAUAAAAAUAAACUGUACUCUUUGUUCUUUCUACCUCGA
This is a messenger RNA of Anopheles aquasalis, 2370 nucleotides long. RefSeq lists its product as uncharacterized. Gene Ontology annotation, cellular component: cytoplasm. Lineage: Eukaryota; Metazoa; Arthropoda; Insecta; Diptera; Culicidae. Gene Ontology annotation, biological process: proteasome-mediated ubiquitin-dependent protein catabolic process; multicellular organism development. Gene Ontology annotation, molecular function: ubiquitin protein ligase activity; zinc ion binding; ubiquitin conjugating enzyme binding. The record is from RefSeq and is a predicted model, not a curated record.